AUGUCUAAAGAUCUGAUUGAAUUAAAGAAAAGAAAAGCCAGCGAUGUGGAACUGGUAGAAAAGAAGAAGAAACAUAAGAAGGACAAGAAAGAUAAGAAGGAAAAGAAGCACAAGAAGGAGAAAGAAUCGAAAAAGGAUAAGAAGGAAAAAAAAGACAAGCAUGAAAAGAAAAGUAAUGAUGAGGAGGCCACCCCUAAAGCUGCUAACUUUUCUUCGAGUUCUACAGGAUCUUAUUCUGAAAGUAAAGAACUAAAAAGCGUACCUCAGCAGAAGAUUGAUGAUUUUUUUAAGGAGAAUGAAGUAACGGUGGAGGAUUCUGAAAAGCUUGAUUUGCGUCCAUUACUCUCCUUCAACCAAAUAUCCUUGGAAUCCGAAAUACAGGAGGAAAUUUCUAAAUUCCCCAAACCAACUCCAAUCCAAGCGAUUUCUUGGCCAUAUUUGUUAUCAGGAAGAGAUGUUGUUGGUGUUGCUGAGACAGGCUCAGGUAAGACCUUUGCAUUCGGUGUUCCUGCUAUCAAUAAUAUUUUGACCUCUGAGGAAGGGAAAAAAACCAAGGGUGUUCAAGUCCUUGUCAUUUCGCCCACUCGAGAAUUAGCAUCACAAACCUAUGACAAUUUGAUUCUUUUAACUAACAAGGUUGGGUUGCACUGUUGUUGUGUUUACGGUGGUGUUCCGAAGGAUGCUCAAAGAACGCAGUUGAAAAGGUCGCAAGUUGUUGUUGCUACUCCCGGAAGAUUGCUCGAUUUGAUUCAGGAAGGCUCGGUCCGCUUAUCAGACGUCAAAUACUUGGUGCUGGAUGAAGCCGACAGGAUGUUGGAAAAGGGUUUUGAAGAAGACAUCAAGAAAAUUAUCGGUGCCACCAAGUCCCAGGGAAGGCAAACGUUAAUGUUUACUGCUACUUGGCCAAAGGAAGUCCGUGAAUUGGCCAAUUCCUUCAUGAACAACGCUGUAAAGGUUUCCAUCGGUAACCGUGAUGAAUUGUCCGCAAACAAGAGAAUCACGCAAAUCGUUGAAGUCAUUGAUUCAUUCAGAAAAGACAAGAGAUUAUUGGAAUUAUUGAAAAAAUACCAGUCAGGGCCCAACAAGAACGACAAAGUAUUGAUUUUUGCCCUUUAUAAAAAGGAAGCUGCUCGUGUUGAAAGAAAUUUGAAAUAUAAUGGAUACGAUGUGGCUGCAAUUCAUGGUGAUCUAUCGCAACAACAGAGAUCCCAGGCUUUGAAUGAAUUCAAGGCAGGGAAAUCUAAUCUACUCCUUGCAACUGAUGUUGCAGCACGUGGCCUAGAUAUUCCAAACGUCAAGACUGUAAUAAAUUUGACAUUUCCCUUAACGGUAGAAGACUAUGUGCACAGAAUUGGUAGAACUGGAAGAGCAGGUCAAACCGGUACUGCGCACACCUUAUUCACAGACCAAGAAAAACAUCUCGCGGGCGCUUUGGUGAAUGUUUUGAAUGGCGCCAAUCAGCCAGUGCCAGAGGAGCUGAAGAAAUUUGGAACGCACACAAAGAAGAAGGAACACAGUGCCUAUGGUGCUUUCUACAAAGACGUAGAUACCACCAAAAAGCCAAAGAAGAUUACUUUUGAUUGA
Messenger RNA from Lachancea fermentati, 1584 nucleotides. The record is from the annotation of a GenBank genome assembly. NCBI's taxonomy places the organism in Eukaryota, Fungi, Ascomycota, Saccharomycetes, Saccharomycetales, Saccharomycetaceae.